GCCGCCAUCGCCGCCCCGCGGGAACCGGAAGCGGCGGGGCGGGACGGGGCGGGCGGCGAUGGAGCGGGGCGGGCGCGGGGCAGCGCGGAGGGGAAGGCGGGGGGCUCCCCGCGGCCUCGACGGCUUCGCGGAGGCGCUGAGAGGCUGCCUGGAGGAUGGGGCGGAGGCGAAGCUGCCGUGCGCCCUCGCCAUGUGGGAGCUCGGGCACUGCGACCCCAAGCGCUGCACCGGGCGGCGGCUGGCGCGGAAGGGGCUGCUCCGCACGCUGCGCCCCCGGCAGCGCUUCCCGGGGCUCGUCCUCAGCCCCGUGGCCACGCGCUGCGUCUCGCCGGGCGACAGGGAUAUUGUUGCUCAGAGUGGGAUGGCAGUCAUAGAUUGCUCAUGGGCCAAAUUAGAAGAAACUCCCUUUCAGAAGAUGAAAGGAGGCCAUCUGCGGCUGCUGCCUUACUUGGUGGCUGCAAAUCCCGUGAACUAUGGGCGGCCGUACAAGCUGUCCUGUGUGGAAGCUUUUGCUGCAGCCUUUUGCAUUGUUGGAUUCCCAGACCUAGCCACCAUUCUUCUAACGAAAUUUAAGUGGGGCAAGGCAUUUAUUGACUUGAACAAAAAUCUCUUGGAAAGAUAUGCAGCCUGUCAUUGCCAGGAAGAUGUGCUGAAAGUUGAAAAGGAUUUUUUAGCCAGUGUCCAGGAAACAAAAGAUGAAGAAAUAGAUCCAUUUGAUGUUGACUCGGGAAAGGAAUUUUGUAAUCCCAACAGACCGAUCAAUUCCCUAAGACUAGCCGAAAGUAAUGAAGAAUCUGAGGAGGACAGUGUGAGCACCCCAGAUGAUGCCACUGAAAGCAGUGAUGAGAGCAGUCCAGAAGAUGAUGAUACUGCACAGUUGCAGCAACAACAGCCAACAAAUCAACUAUUUGAAAAGUAAAAGCAAAACCAAAACCCUCAACCUCAACAAACACUACCACCUCCAUACCACAAGAGCCCAUAACCCCCAAUAAUCCCCAAAAAUUUGUAGCUUCUUGUAUAAAGAAAUUUGUGAACAGUUAACAGUGUGGCUUGUUCACCUGUAUCUUGAUGCUUAGCAUGUGCUUUCUUUUAGGUGAACCUCAGGCUAUGGUGGUCUAUUUAAACAAGUAAAUGCUUUAUAUUAUUUA
Cuculus canorus (common cuckoo) is the source of this 1148-nucleotide messenger RNA. It is a transcript of the gene TSR3, whose product is annotated as TSR3 ribosome maturation factor. The record is from RefSeq and is a predicted model, not a curated record. Gene Ontology annotation, biological process: maturation of SSU-rRNA. Gene Ontology annotation, molecular function: rRNA small subunit aminocarboxypropyltransferase activity. The coding region runs from base 59 to 919 and encodes 286 amino acids. The transcript is spliced from 6 exons. Lineage: Eukaryota; Metazoa; Chordata; Aves; Cuculiformes; Cuculidae.